AUGCGUCUUUUAAACGUCGAUACGCUAGAGCUCGAGUGGUUCCCAGGCAACCAUAAACCGCCAUAUGCUAUUCUCUCUCAUACGUGGGGCUCUGAGGAGAUUAUGCUACAGGAUGUUGCCUCUUUGCGUACAGGGCAGGGCGCAGGCUUCACCAAGACGAGGGCUGCCUGUGCCGAGGCAAGCCGUCGCGGCUUCGACUACGUCUGGGUCGACACAUGUUGUAUCGACAAAUCGAGUAGUGCGGAGCUCUCCGAGGCUAUCAACAGCAUGUUCAAAUGGUAUGAGAACUCGGAAAUAUGCUUUGCAUACCUAGACGAUGUGUAUACGUCCUUCGGGGAUAUUCGAAAGUCCAUGAGCCAAAGCCGAUGGUUCACCCGUGGAUGGACCUUGCAGGAACUACUGGCCCCAAACGAACUAAUCUUCUUUUCCUCGGACUGGUCCGUGAUUGGGACACGCCACGAGUACGCCGGGAUUGUCAGUGACAUUACCGGCAUUGAACAAAAGUAUCUUGAAUCCCAAGAUACUAUUAGUGUUCAGGCGCGGCAGGUAUUGAUCUCCAGCGCUACAGUGGCCCAAAAGAUGGAUUGGGCUUCCAAGAGAACGACGACGCGCGGAGAGGACAUGUCGUACUGUCUCCUCGGUCUGUUUGGUAUCAACAUACCGUUGUUAUAUGGCGAAGGGCCCGAGCGAGCUUUUUUCCGUCUUCAAGAAGCUAUCGUCCGAGACCCAACAGUUUUUGACGUUACACUUCUCGCUUGGGAUAUUGCGACGCCCAAGACCAUGUCCCCAUCCUGGCGGGUAGAAAAACCAUCCUACUGGACCCCUGCAUUUGGUUUCCUUAUCCAGACUGGCCAUCCUUGGUAUCAUCUACAACCACCAAAUCAGGACAGUGAUAUACAGGGCCUCUUUGCUCGAUCCAUUAAUUCUUUCUCGGGGUCCCAGGAGUUGGCACUGGUCAAGGUAGACGUUGAUAGAUCACUGACCGACCGAGGUCUGAGCAUCAAGCUUCCUGUAUCUAGUGACAGCCAACCUUACCUCAUUUUAUCCUGCCACAUGAAGAACGAUCCCUGGAGACUGCUCGCUCUCCCGAUUGUUCGCCAAGGGCCAAGUAUGUACGCCCGAACUUCGCAGGACACAUCUUUUAUCGAGUACGAUGCUUGGAGUCGGUGGGAACCUCGCCAGUUGAACUUGAUGACUCGCAUUAAAGGUCUUCCUUUUCGGCCGUUUGAAACGCUCCUAGCAACCACAAACACAGAACCGGCUCAGCUGUCUCUGUCCAUACCCACCCAACGCUUAGGUUUUGUUGGAAUCCGAACCUCUACUGGAUGGUCCCGGCAACACCAACCAGGGGAUACAUUUUCAAUUCCGUAUCACCCAAGGAAGAAGAAUCACUGGCUCGUUCCGCAGGAUAUAUUUUUCAAACGUCAGUCAUUUGCAGGGACUAUAAAUGGUACAUUUCAGUGUGUGACGGCCGUGCUGCUACAGAAUCAGGGCACCGAGACUCGCUUCGCAGUAUUUUUUGAGGCGCAUGAGACUCACUGGUUGCUUAAGCUAUUUCAGGGACCAAUUAACGUCUCUGUUUGUUUCCGACCCGAUUUAUCAACCUUCGAAGAAGUUGAUCGUGCAAUACAAAAGAGUUCGAGAUCAGACAUGUCGAGUUAUGGUUCUUUUACGCAAGAUGACUUGUUCAUCUUCUCCUCUAGCUUUUCAAGCUUCGUUGCAAGUCUACCAACUGUCAGUGUUAAGAUCGAGGUCUCUCAAUCAACCGGCUGGGUGACUGUGGUCAGAUCGAUAUCUUAUGUUAUCAUUACGCUGUUCACCGAAUUUGUCUUGGUCAUCUCAUUUCCUGGGUGGCUCGGUCUGUUGAUGUUAUUAAAACAGACUACCGAGGGAGACUGGGACGCCAUGUUGCCCAGCAUCGUCAAGCCUUAUAUUCCCGCUCCGUUAUAA
Molecule: messenger RNA, 1950 nt
Organism: Fusarium venenatum
Lineage: Eukaryota; Fungi; Ascomycota; Sordariomycetes; Hypocreales; Nectriaceae
Source: RefSeq, a predicted model, not a curated record